This is a messenger RNA of Coregonus clupeaformis (lake whitefish), 2724 nucleotides long. Its product is annotated as beta-1,3-glucosyltransferase. Gene Ontology annotation, cellular component: membrane. Gene Ontology annotation, molecular function: acetylglucosaminyltransferase activity. The record is from RefSeq and is a predicted model, not a curated record. NCBI's taxonomy places the organism in Eukaryota, Metazoa, Chordata, Actinopteri, Salmoniformes, Salmonidae. The transcript is spliced from 16 exons. Bases 1 to 1620 code for a protein of 539 amino acids.
AUGGCAUGUGCUAUCCAAAUCGGCCUCAAGAUGCCCACAGACAAGGCACCCCCCAGAGUGAGCAGAACCCCAGCCCGCUAUCGCCACACAAUGGAGACUGAAGUGGUGGAGAACUCAGAUGGAGACCUGCUGCGUAUCGGCGUCCCCGGGCAGUGCUGCGUCCAUGCGUGGGCCUCUCAGUGCUCCCUUCCUGUCAACAUUGCCACCGGUAGCUCAAGACAAGGCUCCCAGAACCAGGAUUUAGAGGAAGUCCUCUAUGACAGCCAGCUAGACCUGCGAGAGAUAGUGUUUGUCAUCCAGAGCCAGAGUAACUCAUUCCACGUGAGUCGGGCGGAGAGACAGAGAGCAGACCUGUUACGACAGACUCAGAGCCUCACACAGACACCCCCUCCAGUCCUGCUCCUCCACAGUCUGACAGACAAUGAGGGAGACUGGAGCAUCCUUCCUCUGCUGCCUUACUUCUCAUCGUUGUUUGGGAAGAACUCGUCCUGGUUGGUGUUUCUGGAAGAGGAGACUAACGUCAAGGUGACCAAGCUGCUCCAGGCCCUCAGGAAGUUUGACAGGAGAAAAGAGUGGUUCCUGGGUAAACCUCUCCAUGAUGAGGAGUCAACCAUCAUCCACCACUACGCCUUUGCAGAGAACCCCUCCAUCUUUAAAUACCCAGACUUCUCUGCUGCCUGGGCCCUUAGCAUCCCUCUGCUUGACAGGCUCGCAAACAAAGUGAGAGAUGACCCACUCAAGUCUGACUUCACUAUCGAUCUGAAGCAUGAGGUAGCUCUGUAUAUCUGGGAGAAUGGCCAAGGUCCUCGUCUGACGGCAGUCCCAGAGCUGUGUACUGAGCCAGAGCACUCUCCCACUGCCCAACACUGUGCUACCACCCUCAGGAGCCCUGCUCCCCUGUGUGGGGAACCUGUAAAGAAGGAAGACGUCUUUGUCGCUGUGAAAACUUGUAAGAAGUUUCACACUGAGAGAGUCCCAGUGGUAAAGAAGACAUGGGAGAGAGAGGCAUCUCUGUUGGAGUAUUACAGUGACCACACUGACCCGUCCAUACCUACCAUCGACCUAGGAGUCCCCAACACAGAGAGAGGUCAUUGUGGGAAGACGUUUGCCAUCUUGGAGAGGUAUGUCAGCGAUGCGGUGCCAAAGACGAGCUGGCUGCUGGUGGUGGAUGAUGACACACUCAUCAGCCUGCCCAGACUGCAGAUGCUGCUGAGCUGUUACGACCCCUCUGAACCGGUGUGUCUAGGGGAGAGAUACGGCUACGGGCUGAGCCAGGGAGGCUACAGCUACAUCACCGGAGGAGGGGGGAUGGUGUUCAGUAGGGCCGCGGUGGUGAGGCUCCUGGCCAGUGACUGCAAGUGUUACAGUAAUGAUGCCCCUGAUGACAUGGUGCUGGGGAUGUGUCUCAACGCUCUGGGGCUCCCUGUCACACAUAGCUCCCUCUUCCACCAGGCUCGACCUGAAGACUACUCCAGAGACUUCCUAGCCCACCAGGUGCCCAUCUCCUUCCACAAACACUGGAACAUCGACCCCGUCGCCGUCUUCAACAGGUGGCUAAAGGACGAAUCGAAGUCAACAACCCCACACGGACUAAACAAGAGCACCAAGGAAGAGUUAUAGUCACUUAGACACUAUCAGUCUUGGUGUGUGUGCGUGCAUGUGUGCGUGCGUGUAUGUGUGGAGUCAUGGACAAACGUAUUGUCAGCAUGUUUUCCUCCAUCGGUGUAAAUGUUUUCUAUAUUGUGAAUCUUGCGGAGAUAUAAUUUGGAAGGUUCAUGCAAGCCUCUGUCCAUGGCUGUGUGUUUGGGGACUUAUUCAUGACUGAGGCCAGGAUUAAAUCCAAGGUACGUUAGAUCAGCGCAAUAUAAUGGACUUUCAAAGGUAAUUUACACUUGAGCCGACAUGCUAGCAUUUACCAUGAAUGCGAUCUCCGCGAAUGUCGGGGAAAACGCCUUUAGAAGACACAUUGUCUGCUCACUAGUGCGCAGCUCUAUAACUUGUUUUGAAUCCUAUUUUAAAUUGAUUUGCAUGUUGAGGUUGUCAGUGUGUGUUCGGAUCUUGUCUGUGUAUAUUUAUAAUAUGAUAUAAUCUAUUCCAAAUUGAACAAUGAAACUCUUUCUUUUCUUAAGGACAUAUCUCAACAUUACUACUACAUGCUGUACAAUGUGUACUAUUUUGCUAUAAAAGUGUUAUUACUUAAAAAUAUGUGUUUGCGCUGUCUUAUUGGAGUUUAAUUCUGGCAUUUGGUUUCAGGAUGAAUUAAUGACUAUUAAUUGUGAAUGUAAAUAAUCGGGGUGUGUGUGUUUUCAUAGCCCCUAUUAUCACACACACACACACCAAAUACUGUUCAAUGGAAUUUUAAAUAGAAGCUAAGAGAAAUUACUCCAGAUGUUUGGUUUAUGAUAACUUUGAUAUGAUAACUGUGAAAGCAAAGAGCCUUAAUGUUUUGUAAACUCAGUGUAUUUGUAUGGUAUGUAGCUACAGUAUGUUUGUUUUGUAUGUUAUGAAUGAUGCUUGGCUUAGUUCAAUACUCAACUCCAGAUAAACAUUGCACUGCAUCUUACUUUGCACAGCAAAUGUGUACUGCAUGAUGAAAGAGUAAUUGUAGUCAAUGACCACAAUCUUUGCUGGCGUAGAAAGACUCAGUUCAGAAAUUGGGUAAAUACAGUUGAAGUCAGAAGUUUACAUACACCUUAGCCAAAUACAUUUAAACUCAGUUUUUCA